Messenger RNA from Coturnix japonica (Japanese quail), 532 nucleotides. Lineage: Eukaryota; Metazoa; Chordata; Aves; Galliformes; Phasianidae. The record is from RefSeq and is a predicted model, not a curated record.
AAUGCUCUGAAUUCAUGUCUCCUUUCUUUAGAAGUACCUCACAGACCCUGCAUGCAGUGCUGCCCCAAGACGGACUCUGAAGAUGAUUCAGCCUUCUGCGAAAGGUUGCCUGGUUGGAAGGUAUAAUGAGAAGAAAUCUUCAGUCAAGAGGAAACUGUGGACUAACAAGCUUACCUCUUCAGCAUGUAAAACUGAACCACCUGUAGAUGAAGAGCAAGAAAAUGAGAACACGGAUGAUGUCAUUCAAGCCAUAGAUCUCAUAAAAAAAAGUCCUUCAUCUCAAUAUUGGAAAGAAGUGGCUGAAGAAAGGAGGAAGGCUCUGUAUGAAGUGCUUCAAGAAAAUGAAAAGUUGCACAAAGAGAUUGAACAAAAAGAUGGUGAAAUUGCCCGCCUGAAGGAGGAAAAUGAGGAGCUCAUGGCACUGGCUGAACAUGUGAAUUAUUUGACGAGCAUGAUUGAGGUACAGUAUUUAGGAAAUAUGUUCUCCAAAAGAAACGUUCAACCCGUUGUCUUAUAAGAACAGGCUGUGUAU